CCCUUAAUGAGUUAAGUCCAAACCGAUGCCACAUCUUGAUUCUCCAAUAAAACAACCACAAAAGUUGCAAGCUUUGAGCCUUGUAGCUUUUUGUCAUACUAGUUGAGUUUUCUCUCUUGAGCAAGGCCACUGCCAUCAUGAGACUCUUCAACACCCUCAAUCGAAAAACCCUUCACUACCAAACCCUCACCAUCACCACUCGACGCCAACACUUCUCAACGCCCGAAACCAAACCCCCACCCACAAACCCUCCACACAUAACCCUUCAAAACUACAUCUCAUCUUCUCAGUGGCAUUUCGUCGAACACCUAUCAGACACCCUAACCCCCACCACAAUCUCCACAACCCUUUACAAUCUCCGAACAUCCCCACCUCUCGUCCUCAAAUUCACCCAAUUUUUCACCCCCAACAACACCAACAUCGAAUGUUAUUCCCUAUCUAUCGCCAUCAUCUCCCAACUCCCCUCACACAAAUCAUCUUUACAGUUUAUAAAAUCAGUUAUUAACUCAGGAAAAUUUAGCUGUAAUGACUUGUUUGACGGGUUAGUUAAGGCCAGUGACCGUUUAGGCGUAUCGGGUUCUGUAGUUUUCGACUUGUGGAUUAAGGCUUUAUGUGAAUUGAAGAAGGUUGAUGAUGUCGUUAACUGUUUCUAUAUGUUGAAACAGAAAGGGGUGGUUGUAAAGAUUGAGAGUUGUAAUAGUAUGUUAAGUUUGUUUGUUCGGUUGAAUUAUACGAAUGCCGCGUGGGUUUUGUUCGCCGAGAUGUUUAGGUUGAAGAUUAGUGCAACCGUGUAUACGUAUAAUAUUAUGAUUAAUUUGUUGUGUAAGGAAGGGAAGUUGAAGAAAGCUAAGGAGUUUGUUGCAAGCAUGGAGGCGGUUGGGUUGAAGCCGAAUGUUGUUACGUAUAAUACGGUUAUAAACGGGUAUUGUUCAAAGAGGGAUCUUGUUGGCGCUCGGAGGGUGUUUGAGAAAAUGAGAGCGAAAGGCAUUCGGCCGGAUACGUAUAGUUACGGAGCACUUGUUAGUUGUAUGUGUAAAGACGGAAGGUUUAACGAGGCGUCUGAACUUUUGUGUAAAAUGGAGGAAGUCGGGCUGGUUCCGACUGCUGUAACUUAUAACACUUUGAUAGACGGGUAUUGCAAUAAAGGGGAUAUUGAGAUGGCGUAUCGUUACAAGGAUGAAAUGGUUAAAAAGGGUAUACGUCCGUCUGUUUCGACGUAUAAUUCACUGAUACAUGCGUUAGUUUUUGACGGAAAUGAGUCUGAAGCGGAAGGUAUGAUAGAAGAAAUGGAAAAGGAAGACUUGGUUCCGGAUGCCAUAACGUAUAACAUAUUGAUCAACGGAUAUUGUCGGUCGGGUAACGCACAUAAGGCGUUUAGCCUCCACGAUGAGAUGAUAGGUAAAGGGAUUCAGCCCACACACGUAACAUACACUUCCCUUAUAAACGUAUUAAACAAAAGAAACAGAAUGACCGAAGCGGAUAAUUUGUUCGCCAAGAUUAUAGACCGAGGGGUGGUACCGGACGUUGUAAUGUUUAACGCGUUGAUUGAUGGUCACUGCGUUAAUAAUAACAUGAAACGGGCACUUUUACUUGUGAAGGAAAUGGAUAGAUUAAAGGUGUUUCCCGAUGAAGUGACGUAUAAUACGUUAAUGCAGGGGUAUUGUAGGGACGGAAACGUUGAAGAAGCAAUUAAAGUUUUUAAUGAGAUGAAGGAAAGAGGGAUUACGCCGGAUUAUAUCAGUUUUAAUACGCUUGUUAGUGGUUAUAGUAGGAGAGGUGACAUGAAGGAGGCUUUAAUGGUUAGGGAUGUUAUGUUAAGUUCGGGUUUUGAGCCUACGCUGUUGACGUACAACGCUCUUAUACAAGGAUUAUGCAAAAAUAAGGAAGGGGAUAUUGCGCAAAAGCUCUUUAAAGAAAUGGUCAGUAAAGGCAUUAGUCCGGAUGACAGUACAUUGUAUUCUUUAAUUGAAGGAAUACAAAGUGUUGAUGAGUUUUUGGGAAAAUGAUCUUUCAAUAGAGCUGUUUGAUUUUGCUAGAGUCAACCCGAAUCUUGUAAAAUAGACGAUUCAAAAGUUUUUUUCGGAAUAACAGAAUCGUUGAAUAUGGGGUGCGAGGAUACGAAAGUAUUUCUUUUUUAAUUUCAGGUUGACAUUAUCAGAUUGUGCAGUGGCGAAAUAAAAAUAAAGUUUGACUUUGAGAUAACAGUCAAUGUGGAUGAUGCAGCAGAUGAUAUCAUUGGUUAUAAUGUGGCAAUUGCAAGCUAGUUUUUUUUUUUUUUUUUUUUUUUUUUUCUUUUUUGGAUUUAUUUCAUUCUUUUACUUUGAUUUAGACAAUAUUUUUAAAUUGUGGAACGGUGCUGCUUUUUUGGUAGAAAUUGUGAUGUUAAAGUUAUCAUUUAGGUUUUCUUUUGUGAAACAUUUAGUGAUAAUUAACAGCUUUUUAUAAUUCUCAUUAUCAUUACCAUUAUCAUACUAUUAUCAUAUACUACUAAAAAACAAACCUUGUGAACAGUGUUUACCAUUACCAAAUGACUCGUCUUUGUUGGCUGCUUUUUUUUCAAUUCAUCCGAUUGGCUUACCAUAUAUAUAUUUAUUGUUUUGAUAAAUUCAUCACUUAAGGCUUUUGGUAAAGUGGUUCCUGUGUAAUGCUACUACAUGAAAGUCGCCCGUUCGAAUCCUGCCUCUUUCUUUUUUCCCUGGUUUUAGGGUUUCUCCGCAAACACGACGCCGGCGAUUGUGGUUGCACUCAACACUCUGCUAAAGCAACAUGCACUCCAUUUCUCAUCGUCUUUUCUCGAAUUUGUUGUUAAUUUGAUUUUAUUUGAGUGUUCAUUUGCUUUUGCAGAUUCAACAAACCCCUAAAUUCAUCUUUAGAGAGAGAGAAAUACAUAGUGGUGGUUGUUCUUCCGAUACCGCAUGUCGCCGGCGACCAUUCCAGCGAAGAGUAAUCUACAAUAUGUGUAUUGAGGGCAAACUUUGGGUUUCUUGAAAAGCUUGGAAUAGAUAGGUGGUCUGGUGGUGUUUCAUGAUAGAGACAUUGCUCCGGCUGGUGAAACAUCGGAGGUAACUUGACCCUAAUUUAUCUUAUUACUUUAUAUUUGUUUUAUCAUAGAUAAUAUACAUAUCUAUUAUGUGAUGGAGGGUAUAUUCUCAUACUUUGACCUUUCUGCAAACCUUAACACCACCCUCUUCCAAGCUUUUAAUAUUUCAACUUUCAAAUACGUUUGUAAGUACUCUCUAAUAAUUGAAACAAGAAGACUUGGUAUUUACAACAGCCUAGCUUUUCAUCACCAUGUGGAUUCAGGGACUAUCAUGAUCGUAAUGAUGAUGCUUCUGCUAUAUACAAACUGCUCACUCGCUCUAGAGGACGCGAAGCUGAGCAAGAAACGCUGCAUAGGGGUCCAAAAAUAAAAUCUGUGGUCCUUGAAUCCUCUGUAGAUCCAAUAGAUACUUGUCCUCGCGGGUUUUGUAAAGCCGCAAUCAAGUUUUUCAGUGAUAUAAGAUUUAGCCAAACCACAUUCACAGGUUGUAACAGCUGUACUUGGCAUUUAUGAUUCAAGAUGUGCAAACAUGGGUUGUUACCUGGACUUCUAAUUUGACCACAUUGGGAGAGGUCACCUAAUGAACUAGAAUGAAGGUUAUUUUGAUUGCGAUGACCGGACACAUUAAUCUGAAUGCAAAACUGGUAACUCAACUCGAUCAUCAGCGUUCAUUCAUUGUAUUUCUUAAUUUAUUAGUUUGUCUCAAUUUCAUUUGAGGCUUCAAGUUGCGUUGACUUGUAGUAGGUUUUGCUUGGAGACAUGGGAGUUGGUAAAUCUGGUCUAUUUUUUGCAGAUCGUCGAAGGCAAGUUUCUAGAAUUGCGGGUUAUUUUCUUCAUCGUCUCAAAUUCUUUUUUUAUGUUGACCUCCUUAGAGUUUGAAUUUGAUUUGAUCUUUUUUUUGUUGAUUUUAUCUAUAUCGAUUUCGCUAACGCGGUGCCAUUUUUCCAGCUUGAAUUUAUAUGUUAAUGUCUACUGUAAAGGAACAAGCUUACCUGCAAGUUUUGAUUUGCGAUAAGUUUAAUUGUUUUAAGAAAGUUGCUGAUAAAGUGCUCAAGAGUUGAUAUUUGCUUUCUUUUA
Messenger RNA from Helianthus annuus (common sunflower), 4117 nucleotides. Its product is annotated as pentatricopeptide repeat-containing protein At2g15630, mitochondrial. The record is from RefSeq and is a predicted model, not a curated record. NCBI's taxonomy places the organism in Eukaryota, Viridiplantae, Streptophyta, Magnoliopsida, Asterales, Asteraceae. The transcript has 4 exons. The coding region runs from base 138 to 2006 and encodes 622 amino acids. Gene Ontology annotation, molecular function: protein binding.